Molecule: messenger RNA, 1128 nt
Organism: Nicotiana attenuata
Lineage: Eukaryota; Viridiplantae; Streptophyta; Magnoliopsida; Solanales; Solanaceae
Exons: 4
Coding region: 1-1128 (375 amino acids)
Molecular function (GO): nucleic acid binding; zinc ion binding
Source: RefSeq, a predicted model, not a curated record
AUGCCUGACUCUACUGAUACUCCUCCAGCUCAAACCUCGUCUGGAAAUGGGAUCAACGUUGAUCUCAAUCACCCAUUCUUCCUUCAUUCUUCUGAUGCUCCAGGAAUGAGCCUCGUCAAUGCUGUCUUUGAUGGGAAAGGUUUUCAAGGAUGGAAGAGAUUCAUUCUCAUAGCCAUUUCAGCCAAAAAUAAGGCGGGCUUCAUCAAUGUAACAGUUGCACCUCCUCCUAUCACUUCCAAGGACUAUCAACCUUGGUCAAGUGUCAUAUACUCCAAUUCUGCUAGAGAUCUGUGGAUUAGCUUAGAACACAGAUUUGGCCAAUCCAAUGGUGCCAAAUUGUGCCAUCUGCAAAAGGAAUUAUCAGGAUUAUCUCAGGGAACAAAUGACAUAGCAUCUUAUUUCACUAGACUCAAACGACUAUGGGAUGAAUUGGACUCACUGAACUCUAAUGUGAAAUGCACAUGUACAUGCAUUUGUGAGGGUAAAAAGAUGCUGGAAAAGUCACAAGAGGAUGAAAGGCUCAUUCAAUUCUUCAUGGGACUGAAUGAAGCAUAUGGACAAGCCAGGGGAAACAUUCUAAUGAUGAGUCCUUUACCUAACAUCAAUCAUGCUUAUUCACUGGUUUUACAAGAUGAAAAUCAGAGAGAGGUAUAUGCUAAUCCUCUCAUUUCUACUGAUGCUUCAUCUUUCAUGGUGGUAAGUCAGGCAAAUUUCACUAGUCAAGGUAACUUCUCACUAAGAAAUGGAAAACAAAAGAGCUCAGGACAAUUUCAAAGGAACAACAAUGUUGCCCCAGCCCCAAGAUCUGGAUAUGCACCACAGAAAUCACCAAAUCCUAAGGGAAAGAGAACUAGGUUUAAUCCUAAUGUUUCUUGUACUUAUUGCAAGAAAACAGGACACACAGUGGAUGAUUGUUACAGAAUCAUAGGGUUCCCAGAUAAUUUUGAGUUUACAAAUCCAAGAACAACUCAAGGUGGAAUCAGAAGCAAUGUUGUCAUUUCAGGGGAACAAGCAGAAGACAACAACAACCAACAGGAGAUACAGGCAGUUCAAAUUCAGAAAUCAAUGCAAAUACUGUGGCCGGCCUCUUUACUGAAGAGGGCUCAAGUUUUUGGUGAAGCAAGAUAG